Messenger RNA from Ziziphus jujuba (common jujube), 605 nucleotides. RefSeq names its product signal recognition particle 9 kDa protein. Gene Ontology annotation, molecular function: 7S RNA binding. The transcript has 4 exons. Gene Ontology annotation, biological process: negative regulation of translational elongation; SRP-dependent cotranslational protein targeting to membrane. The record is from RefSeq and is a predicted model, not a curated record. Gene Ontology annotation, cellular component: signal recognition particle, endoplasmic reticulum targeting. The coding region runs from base 156 to 467 and encodes 103 amino acids. Lineage: Eukaryota; Viridiplantae; Streptophyta; Magnoliopsida; Rosales; Rhamnaceae.
AACGUCUGAUCCCUAAACCCCCUAAAAUCCAAAAUCUUUCUCGCAGGCGAAGUGGUUGCCUCCUCCGUUAAAGCUGUGAUUUACGGCCUCGGCAGAUUCUUGAAUUCCUCGAUUCCUCUUCGUCUCUCUCAUUCAGUCCCUGUCUCUCAGACGCAAUGGUUUAUAUAACCUCUUGGGACGAGUUUCUCGAGAGAUCCGUACAGUUGUUCCGUGCCGAUCCCGAAUCUACACGGUAUGUCAUGAAGUAUCGGCAUUCGGAGGGUAAAUUGGUGCUUAAGGUCACGGAUAAUCGAGAGUGUCUGAAGUUUAAGACAGACCAAGCACAAGAUGCUAAGAAGAUGGAAAAGCUCAACAACAUAUUCUUCACUUUGAUGGCUCGUGGUCCUGAUGCGGAUACAUCAGAAGUUACAGGGAAAGAACAGAUGGAAACACAGACAACCAAGAAAGGAAGAGGAAGGAAACAAUGAAUUUGUCUGGGUGUUCUAUUUAGGUUUAUUUUCCUUGUUUUGUUUUGAAUGUAGAGAGAAUGUUUGACUUGAAGAAUGCCCUUUAUAUGAUUUUUACACUUAUUCAAAGGAAUGUCGAUAAUUUGUUCUUCUCUUUUA